AAAGAAAUUGAAGCUGGGCACCCCGGCGGCCGCGGCCUCCCGGUCCCCCGCCCGCGGCCCCACGGCUCUGCUCAGCCCGGGCAUCGGGGGCGCACGACUCUUCUGCCGCGCGAAGCGUGUGUCUCAGCAGCCCAGGGCGCCGGAGAGGGAGCGGCCCCGACCUCGGGGCCACGGCCCUUGCUUCCUUUUCGUUGUCGCGAAACGCCGUGUGCCCCGUAACCGGGGCGAUGGGUGCCAACGAGGACCAGGAGAUGGAACUGGAGGCAUUACGCUCUAUUUAUGAAGGAGAUGAAAGUUUCCGGGAAUUAAGUCCAGUUUCAUUUCAAUACAGGAUAGGUGAAAACGGGGAUCCCAAAGCCUUCCUCAUAGAGAUUUCCUGGACAGAAACCUAUCCGCAGACCCCUCCCAUCAUAUCCAUGAAUGCCUUUUUUAACAACACCAUAUCGUCAGACGUAAAACAGAGCAUACUAGCCAAGUUACAGGAGGCGGUGGAAGUCCACCUCGGGAAGGCCAUGACCUACACGCUGUUUGAAUACGCCAAGGACAAUAAGGAGCAGUUCAUGGAGAACCAUCAUCCCGUUCAUUCUGCUACAUCCAUAAGCAAUAUCAUCUCAGUUGAAACUCCUAGCACAGCCCCAUCGAGUAAGAAAAAAGAUAAAAAGGAACAACUUUCAAAAGCCCAGAAACGUAAGCUGGCAGAUAAAACAGAUCACAAAGGAGAACUUCCUAGAGGAUGGAACUGGGUUGAUGUGGUGAAGCAUUUGAGCAAAACUGGCUCUAAAGACGAUGAAUAGCCCUUGGAAUCCAAGACAAGGGAAGAGCAUCCUUUAAUAAGUAAACGGGGUUCAAAAUCUUUCAUUACUCUUUUCUGGUAUUGAGGUGGCUUUUUAUAAAACAAUUGUUUUGUAUGUUUCUUAUGUAAAAAAAAAAAAAUGUUUCAAGUUGAAAGUAAAGGAAUCUGGUUGUAUUAAAUUAUUUUCACAAACUUGCCUUAAUAAAAGGUGAAAAUGUUAAAAAAAAAAAAAAAAAGAAAUUGAAGCUGACACAGAGAUGGAAAGAUACAUCAUAUUCUUGGGCUGGAAGAAUCAAUAUUGUUAAAAGACUAUACUACUCAAGGCAAUCUACAGAUUCAAUGCAGUGCUAUCAAAUUACCAAGGGCAUUUUUCACAGAACUAGGAUAAAAAAUUUGUUAAUUUCUAUGGAAACACAAAGGACACUGCAGAUUACCAAAGCAGUCAUACAAAAGAAAAUUGGAGCUGGAGGAAUCAAGCUCCCUGACUUCAGACUAUACUGUAAAGCUACAGUCAUCAAAACAGCAGUGUGCUGACACAAAACCAGACACAGAUCAAUGCAGCAGGAUAGAAAGCUCAGAAAUAGAUCCAUGUGCCUGCGGUCAAUUCACCUAUGACAAAGACGGCAAGAAUACACAGUGGAAAAAAGACAGUCUCUUCAACAAGUGGUGCAGGGGAAACUGGACAGCCAAAUGUAAAAGAAUGAAAGUAGAACAUUCUCUAACACCAUACACAGGUAGUCAUAGGUCCAACUGUCUACUGAGCACACACACUGUACAAGGCACUGCUCUUGGCACAUAGAGGAACAAGAUUUGCUUCCUAUAAUCAGGAGUUGGAUGACAAAUAGAAGGUCAAGACAAACACAAUUAACUAUUAUCCAAAGCAGAAUGGGCCUCCAAUAAAAGAGGCAUAAAAAGCUGUUUUGAAGAUUCAAGGGACGAAGAAAUCACCCACUUUUUCAAGUAGUAGAAAAGGCUUUAUGGAAGGUAGGGAAGGAGAACUAGGCUUUUGCUCAGAAACUCAUGACCUCUAAGCCAUAAUCCCUGUUCUCUACUAGCUUCCAAAUCAGUCAGGAUGAAUGUCAUACAUACAGCGGCUGCAAUUCAAGACCAUACAUGUUAACACCAGUACAAAAGAAUCACAGAAAAGCUACAGGUUAUUUCCUAUUAGUGCAGGAAGUACUUUAUAAAAGGGUGGACUUGGGCCCUAAAAGAUGAAAAAGAUUUUAUUAAGAUGCUAUUUUCAAAUAAAAAGCAAUUAAAUGACCUAGAAAAUUUGGAAAACACAGUAAGGUAUAAAGAAUAAAAUAGAAAUCAUUUAUAGGGCCACUACCUACAGAUAAAUACAUUGCCAGACAUAUAAUAUGCAUAAUAAAUAUUUAUAAUAUAAAUAAAUGUAAUUUAUUUUUUUCCUCAAGUAUAUUUUUAUUACAUACAUGAUUUUGAGACCUGCUUUUUUAAAACAUAUGCAAACUUAUCAGUAAAAUUAUUUGAAAACACAUUUUUAAACAGCUGAAGAAUAUUGCAUUAAUUUAUAAUAUCAUUUAUGCAACCAAUUUUCAAAAUGUUCACAUUUAGAUUGCUUCUAAAUUUUCAAUUAUUAUAAAUUAAACUUCAUGAAAUUGUUAAACACAAACCUUUGUCUACACCUCUGUAUUUUCAGCACAGAUUCCUGUAAGUGGGAUUACCAAAUCAAGGUAUAUUAACAUUUCUGGGGCACUCAAGAGAGUAAAACAUUGCACAAUUACUUUCUAGAAAGGCUGUACCAGUUUACAUUCCCAUUAGUUAGAUGUGCCAUGAGACACACUCCUUUACCAACAGUAUUAUUUUAAGAUGUUUGCUAAUCUGAUAAGGAGAAAAUAGUAAUUCACUGUUUUUAAAUUUUGUAUUUACUUGAUCAUUAGUGAUGGGAACAUUUUAAAUACACUCUUUUCCAUGAAUAUUUCCUUUCUGUUGCCUGUUCAUACAUUUACAUCCAGUGUUGUAAGUGAAAAACAUAUUUUGAGUAGGAAACUUGGAAAGAAUCUACCAUUCUCUCAGUCUUGGUGCUGUGACUCCCUUUGGAUGAGUA
This is a messenger RNA of Dama dama (fallow deer), 2861 nucleotides long. Its product is annotated as RWD domain-containing protein 4-like. Gene Ontology annotation, molecular function: protein binding. The coding region runs from base 228 to 794 and encodes 188 amino acids. Lineage: Eukaryota; Metazoa; Chordata; Mammalia; Artiodactyla; Cervidae. The transcript has a single exon. The record is from RefSeq and is a predicted model, not a curated record.